Messenger RNA from Tyto alba (common barn owl), 4397 nucleotides. RefSeq names its product endoplasmic reticulum to nucleus signaling 2 (gene ERN2). Gene Ontology annotation, molecular function: ATP binding; protein serine/threonine kinase activity; RNA endonuclease activity. The transcript has 21 exons. NCBI's taxonomy places the organism in Eukaryota, Metazoa, Chordata, Aves, Strigiformes, Tytonidae. Gene Ontology annotation, biological process: protein phosphorylation; intrinsic apoptotic signaling pathway in response to endoplasmic reticulum stress; IRE1-mediated unfolded protein response. Gene Ontology annotation, cellular component: IRE1-TRAF2-ASK1 complex. The record is from RefSeq and is a predicted model, not a curated record. The coding region runs from base 790 to 3357 and encodes 855 amino acids.
ACCCAACUCGUUUGUUUCUGGAAGGAGCCGGUCGUCGGGCUGUUUGUGUCACCUCUGGAAAGGCAGCGGGGAGCUGCGGCUGGGAGCAGCCGGGCUGCAGCUCCUGCUGCCGCGGGAUCCAGGGCCGGGGGGGGGACAGCACUGGGCUCACUGCAAGCCCAGCAACCUCAGUGCCAGGGCUUAAUGCUGCCGAUUUAUAAAACACAUAGAAAAGCGCCUCCAAACAGCCAUUAGCAGUGCCUCAAAGGCGGUGCUGUGUCUGUCCCAGAAACGCUGCUCUUCGUAUCCACUCUGGAUGGAAACCUUCACGCAGUGAGUAAGAGCACAGGAGACAUCAAGUGGACCCUGAAGGAUGGUGAGUAGCAACCCGGGGAAGGGGGGGGGGGCUCGCUCGCAGCCUGGCUCCCUGAGCUUGUCGCUAGCCGGGUUCUGGGGGUGCACCCCCCCAGCCUGGCUCUGGGCUGGCAAUUCCCCCAGCCCCGAGGGACGCUGCCAGCUGCAGCUCCAGCCCCAGGCACGGCCGUGCGUGGGGGGGGGCCGGACCCCCGCUGCCAGCGGUGCCUAUUCUGGGUCUGAAAUGCAAAUAGGCUGCGGCUUGGGCACGGCAUCGCUUGGUAAACACUGCCACGUUGUCCCCGCUCGCAGGGAGAGGCUGCUGACGUCGGCGUUUCGCUCUCUUUUUCAGAUCCCAUUCUGCAGGUGCCGGUUUAUGUGGCAGAACCAGCAUUCCUUCCAGACCCCAAUGAUGGCAGCCUGUAUAUCCUGGGAGGAAAAAACAAAGAAGGCUUGAUGAAGCUCCCGUUCACCAUCCCGGAGCUGGUCCAGUCCUCGCCGUGCCGCAGUUCGGACGGCGUGCUCUACACCGGGAAGAAGCAGGACACGUGGUUCAUCGUGGACCCCAAGUCAGGAGAGAAGCAGACCACUCUCUCAACAGAGGCCUGGGACGGUGUGUGCCCGUCAAGCCCCCUGCUCUACAUCGGCCGUACCCAGUACGUCAUCACCAUGUACGACACCAAGUCACGGGAGCUGCGCUGGAAUGCCACCUUCUCCGACUACUCGGCGCCGCUCUGCGAGGAGUCCUGCCACUACAAGAUGGCACACUUCGCCUCGAGCGGGGACGGGCUGGUGGUGACGCUGGACAAGGAGAGUGGGGAGGUCCUGUGGGCGCAGAAUUACGGCUCGCCCGUGGUCGGCAUCUACGUGUGGCACCAGGACAGCCUCCGCCGCGUCCCCCACCUCAACCUGGCCAUGGAGACCCUGCGCUACCUCACCUUCCAGUCGCAGGACAUCCACCUCCUCAAGUGGAGCUACCAGUCCACGAAGGGCUUCGCCGCCACCAAGACCCAGCUGCUGCCAGCUCUCUACGUGGGGAAGCAUGCGGCCAGCUUCUACGCCUCGACCUCCCUGGUCCACGGCAGCGUGGCUCUGGUGCCGCAGGGCAUCACGCUGGCCAGGAUCGACGGCCCCACCACGGACGACGUGACCAUGAGAGAGUCGGGGGAGUGCGAGAUCACGCCCAGCACCGACGUCAAGUACCCUCAGGGCAGCAUCGCCUCGCUCCACAACCAGUGGCUCCUAAUAGGGCACCACGAGCUGCCUCCCGUGGUCCACACGACGAUGCUGCGAGCCUUCCCGGAGAACCUGAGGAAGACAACGGAAACCAUCAUCCCCAGGGCUCCUCCCGCCAGGACCGUGUUCGAUGAUUUUCUGGCCCCGCGCAGCCCCGGGGAGCCGGCUGUCCGCAGCGAGGGGCAGUUUCAGCCGGACCCCGCGCCGGGGGAGCAGGCGGAGGUGUACCCCGAGGCCAGCAGCUGGGACCUGCUGGUGGCUGGCGUCGGCACGGCUCUGCUGGGCGGCGGAGUCCUGUUCCUGCUGCUCACGAAACUGCAGAAGCAGCACGAGGUACAGCAGCAGCAGCUGGAGAAGCAGAUUCAGCUCCUGCAGCAGCAGCAGGAGAUGCUGCUCCCGGGCCGGGUCCCUGCAGAGCCCGGGGAGCCGGGGCUGAGCCAGGGAAGCUCGUCGCAGGUCUCGCAGAGCUCCAGCCCCUCGGCCCCCCUGAAGGACCCGGCUAACGGGGUGGUCAGCCCGGAUCCGGCUGUCCCGGCGGCUGCUGCAGAUCCAGAACCAGACGUGAUUGUAGUUGGGAAAGUUUCUUUUAACCCCAAAGAUGUGCUGGGCCACGGAGCUGGAGGAACCUUUGUCUUCAGGGGCCAGUUUGAGGGCCGGGACGUGGCCGUGAAGCGCCUCCUGCCCGAGUGCUUCCGUCUCGUGGACCGCGAGGUCCAGCUGCUCCGGGAGUCGGACGAGCACCCCCACGUCGUCCGCUACUUCUGCACCGAGAAGGACAAGCAGUUCCACUACAUCGCCAUCGAGCUCUGCUCCGCCACGCUGCAGGAGUACGUGGAAAAGCCCAGUUUCGAUCGCCGCAGCCUGGACCCAGUAUCUCUGCUGCGUCAGACCAUGUCCGGGCUGGCCCACCUCCACUCCCUCAGCAUCGUCCAUCGUGACCUGAAGCCCUGUAACAUCCUCAUCUCUGUCCCGAAUCGCCACGGGCAGAUCCGAGCCGUCAUCUCCGACUUCGGCCUCUGCAAGAAGCUCCAGGGGGGACGGCAGAGCUUCAGCCUCCGCUCCGGCAUCCCUGGCACCGAGGGCUGGAUCGCGCCCGAGGUGCUGCAGGAGGCCCCGAAGGAGAACCCUACGUGCGCCGUGGAUAUCUUCUCAGCCGGCUGCAUCUUCUACUACGUGGUGUCAGGAGGGCAGCACCCCUUCGGGGACAGCUUGCGGCGACAGGCCAACAUCUUGUCGGGCUCUUACCAGCUAAGCUGCCUGCAAGAAGAAGCUCACGACAAGCUUGUUGCGCGAGAGCUGAUUGCAGCAAUGCUCAGCCCCGAGCCCCAGCACCGACCCUCGGCCCCGGGGGUCCUUGCGCACCCCUUUUUCUGGAGCCAGGAGAAGCAGCUACAGUUCUUCCAGGACGUCAGCGACCGCAUCGAGAAGGAGCCGGCCGAGGGGCCCCUCGUCUUGGCGCUGGAGGCGGGGGGGCGGGCGGUGGUGAGGACCAACUGGAGGAUGCACAUCUCGCUGCCGCUGCAGACCGACCUGAGGAAGUUCCGCACCUACAAGGGGGGCUCGGUGCGUGACCUCCUGCGGGCCAUGAGGAACAAGAAGCAUCACUACCACGAGCUGCCAGCCGACGUCCGGGCAGCCCUGGGCUCCGUCCCCGAUGACUUUGUCCAGUACUUCACCUCCCGCUUCCCCCGGCUGCUCCUGCACACACACGGGGCCAUGAGGGUCUGCGCCCGCGAGCGGCUCUUCCGCUCCUACUACUGCCACGGCCCGGGGGGCGAGGGCGAGUGAGGGGGGGACACACGCCACGAGGCUGCUGCGGCCGCUCCUCCCUGCCCCGCUCCUACCCACAGCCCCAUCUCCGGCAUCCUUCACCCCCUCGCCGGGGCGAGGUGGGACCCCCGGACCCACUGGUCACCCAACGUGCUGGUGGGUUACGGUGGGGCGGGCGUAGGGUGGCACUGGGCUCCUGAGGAGCCCAAGAGGGACCCUCUGGGCACCCACCUUUGCAAACGCUCGAGGUCAGACUCAGCCGCCUGAAGGCAUUUGUGUUGGAGAACAAACCCCAAAACCUCUGCGGUGAUGGCAAAAGAAGAAAGGAGAAAAUGCAUGUUGCAUUUUCCUGAGGGGAGCUGGCAGGGUGCUGCAGCCAGGCUGGAGCCCCGGGGGGUGGUGACCAGGGAGCAGCAAGCUUCAGCCCCCGCGUCCUCCCCUGCCCCAUGCCUGGGAAAGCGGCUCUUUGAGUGUGUUCAGCACAGCUGGGACCAGGACCAGUACACCAGUCUUGACACUGGAGAGGCUCCUGCAGAGGAGCUCCUGGAGAGGCACAGUGGGUCAGCUUUUAGCAACCACCGUGGGGCUUGGACCCGCUGAUUCCAUCAGGGCUGCCCCCAGCCCUGGAGGGCAGCACAAUUCCGAUAAUGAAGGUUUUAAUCUCAGCUGGGCUGAGAAAAAGGUUUUUUCCCUUUUGUUUACCAGCAGCCUGUAGUUAUGCCAGGGAAAUCCCUUCUCCCCAGGGAUCCCUUCCCUCCACAGCCUCUCCCGCUGCCCCAGGGCUGUUCUGGUUUAUGGCAUGCCCGUGGGCACGGGUUUCACAGGCACCAGCCUCCAAGGGCAGCACCCGCUGGGUCUGGGAGCAGCCGGUGCUCCUCAGCAAGGUUCCCACUCCAGAACAGCAAUAAUUUUGUACAGUCUGAUUCCUCUGUGUGCUGGGGUGUGGGAUUGUGUUACACAGGUAACAAGGGGUUUGUACCUGCUUUGGUUUCAGAACACUGUAGUGUCUAGAGCAUUUUCUAUAAAAAGUUGUAAAAAAAAUAAAAACUAAAAAGCUC